Mangifera indica (mango) is the source of this 1943-nucleotide messenger RNA. Its product is annotated as pectinesterase-like. Lineage: Eukaryota; Viridiplantae; Streptophyta; Magnoliopsida; Sapindales; Anacardiaceae. The record is from RefSeq and is a predicted model, not a curated record. The transcript has 2 exons. Gene Ontology annotation, molecular function: pectinesterase inhibitor activity; pectinesterase activity. Bases 94 to 1734 code for a protein of 546 amino acids. Gene Ontology annotation, biological process: cell wall modification.
UUUCCCGAUUAACAAAGCCUCAUAUUUGUUCUAUUUAAGGGCAGUAGCACUUAAAAAUUUUAACAAAGCAUUGAAAAAAUUGAAAGUUUGAUCAUGGCAUCAACCCAUCAACCUCUGUUAGUCAAACCAAAAACUUCCGAAAGAAAGUUUCUUCUUCCAGUUUUCUCCAUAGCCACUCUCAUUUUCUUAGCUACUUUGUUUACCAUUUAUUCAGUCCAACCCAACUACUUAAAUCUCCCUCCACUGCACCAAAUUUGUGAUAAAGCGGUCGAUCAGGUCUCAUGCUUAGCCAUGGUUUCAGAAAUAGCCUCAACCACUAGCAAGACAAUGAGUGGUGCUGAUCUUUUGGAGUUUUUUCUAAAGAAAUCAACAUCAAACAUUAAAGACACUAUUAAAAUGGCGAUUGAUGUCAACCAACGGAUCAACAACGCCAGAGAACAAGCGGGUCUGGUUGAUUGUGUGGAGUUGAUGGAGUCAUCUAUAGACAGAAUCGUGGACUCUAUCUCGGCUCUUAAAGAAAGAUCCUUUGAUUCAGCUGCAGACGCUCAUCAAUGGCUAAGCACCGUUCUCACUAACCAUGUCACAUGUUUCGAUGGCCUUGAGGGUUCAGCUCGAGCCUCCAUGGAGCCAAUGUUAAGUGACUUAAUAGCAAGAGCAAGAAACUCUUUAGCCAUUUUUGUGAAAAUUUCACCUCCAAACACUGAAUUCAUCCACCCAAUAAGCCAGAAAUUUCCAUCGUGGGUCACUGGAAGGGACAGGAGGCUCUUGGGGGCUCUUCCGAAUGAAGUGAAGGCUAAUGUUGUGGUGGCUAAGGAUGGAAGUGGAAACUACAAGACUUUGACAGAGGCUAUAGCCGCAGCACCAAAUAAGAGCAAGACUAGAUAUGUUAUAUAUGUGAAGAAAGGGACAUAUGAAGAAAAUGUUGAAGUGGGAGAGGACAAGAAGAACAUAAUGAUUGUUGGAGAAGGAAUGAAUUCGACGAUCAUCACAGGUCGCCGCAAUCGGGUUGACAAUUCUACAACCUUCAAAUCGGCAACUGUUGCUGCCGUUGGGGAUGGAUUUAUUGCCCAAGACAUCUGGUUCCAAAACACAGCCGGGCCGGAGAAACAGCAAGCAGUGGCACUCCGUGUGGGUGCUGAUCAAUCAGUCAUCAAUCGUUGCCGCAUUGAUGCAUACCAAGACACUCUUUACGCCCAUUCAAACCGCCAAUUUUACAGGGAUUGCUUUAUCACUGGCACCGUGGACUUCAUAUUCGGCAAUGCAGCCGUCGUCUUCCAAAACUGUAAACUUGUCCCAAGAAAACCCAUGAAUUACCAAGCCAAUAUGGUGACUGCCCAAGGCCGGACUGACCCGCACCAAGCCACUGGGACUUCCAUCCAAAAAUGUGACAUUAUCGCAAGCUCUGAUCUCGAGCCUGUUAAGAGCUCGAUUCACUCGUAUUUGGGACGGCCAUGGGAAAAGUAUUCGAUAACAGUUUUCAUGCAGUCUUAUAUUGGUGACCUUAUUGAUCCGGCUGGAUGGGCAAAAUGGAACGGGAAUCAAUAUUUGAACACAUUGUAUUAUGGGGAAUACUCCAAUGUAGGCCCAGGAGCUGGGACGAGCAAGAGAGUGAAAUGGGCUGGCUUUCAUGUUAUUACCGACCGAACAGAGGCCGAAAAAUUUACAGUGGCGAAGCUGAUUGGAGGAGGGGCAUGGCUGAAAUCUACUGGUGUUUCUUUUACAGAAGGUCUGUGAAUGUGUAUCACAGUGUCAGCUUCUGGUUGUUACUGUUUAAUUUGUAUUUCCUCUUAUAUUUUCCUAAUGCUAUAUGCUUAUAAUUUAGUAUAUCUAUUUAAGAGAUGGAUAAAAUUUAUAAUAAGAUAUAACUAAGGCCUUUGCUUGCCUUAGUUUGUGUCUUGAUUUGUCUUUUCCAUCGAGAAUAAUGAGUGUUGAUGUUGUUGUUA